Messenger RNA from Cicer arietinum (chickpea), 1275 nucleotides. The record is from RefSeq and is a predicted model, not a curated record. NCBI's taxonomy places the organism in Eukaryota, Viridiplantae, Streptophyta, Magnoliopsida, Fabales, Fabaceae.
AUGGGUGAAAGAGUACCCAGAACACGGGAGGAUUGUUUCACUUUAACGAUAGAUUUUACUAACAACAUAGCUAACCCACACGUGGAGACAAACAAUUUCGAGCUUAAGCCAUACUUGAUAUCUAUGGUCCAAACCUCUACUCUUUUUAGAGGACUACCAACUGAAGACCCCAACGUUCAUUUAAAGAGGUUCAUAAGGAUGGAAAACACAGUAAAAUAUAAUAGUGUUUCUACAUGUGCCAUAAGAUUGAGGAUAUUUCCAUGGUCUUUGUCUGAUAAGGCUUCAAUCUGGUUGUCAUCCCAAGUUGUUGGGUCUAUUACCACUUGGGAUCAACUUACUAAGAGCUUUUUGAAAACAUAUUUUCCCCCAUCCAUGUUUGCUAAAUUUUGGACUGACAUCACCAACUUUGUUCAAUUUGAGCAAGAGUCCUUAUAUGAGAUUUUGCACAAUGGCCUUUCAAUUCAAAGUAGAAGUAGUAUUGAUGCUGCUUGUGGAGGCUCUAUUAUAAAAAAAGAACAUGAAGUAUAUGCCUUGGUGGAAGAAAUAGCAACUAAUAGUUGUCAAUGGAGUUUAAAUGAUAAACAUGUUAAAAAACAAGUUGGGAUGUACAAAGUGGAAACUAAUACCAUUUUAGAGAUGAAUGUAGAUAAAAUCACUAAGCAACUUGAGACGUUGAUACUUGAUGAUGAAAGUAAUUUGGGAAAUCCAUGGGCUAAGCAGAUUGAGGAUGCCAACUAUGUCAGCCAAAAAGAUGGUGAUGCCAAGAAGAAUAUACAAGAUGCUUUGGUCAAGUAUAUGCAAAAAGUUGGACAUCCUUGCAUGGGUGUUCUGGCAAAUUAUAUAGGGAAUACAAAUGAGAGGCUGAAAUCUAUUGAAAGUAAAACACAAGUUCAACCAAUUCUAGCAACUCAUAUUAAGGAAAUUAAUUAUGGCCCUAACACCAACCGGCAAAACUCUAAUUUCUUCAAGCCACCACAUGUGCAAAGGCAGGAGGAGAGGAAACCAGAUCUUCAAGGUGUACUAGCUACAUUCAUAGAAAAGACAGACAUAAGGCUUCAGAAUAUGGAGAAUCAAGUACCUUCUAAUGAGUUUUCUUCUAACAAAAUUGAGGAGGAGCAUGGAUUAGCCAAUGAUCCUAGUUUGCAAGUGGGUGGUGAAGAAGAAGAAAUGUUAAUGUUUUUGAAAAAUCACUACUCACAAAGAAGUUGGAGUAACCAUAAAUUUGAAGAGUUGGAGAGAGACGAUAUUCCUAGGUAUAAACCAUCAAUUGAAUAG